Molecule: messenger RNA, 1349 nt
Organism: Chaetomium fimeti
Lineage: Eukaryota; Fungi; Ascomycota; Sordariomycetes; Sordariales; Chaetomiaceae
Product: S-adenosyl-L-methionine-dependent methyltransferase
Exons: 2
Coding region: 127-1182 (351 amino acids)
Biological process (GO): mitochondrial respiratory chain complex I assembly
Cellular component (GO): mitochondrion
Molecular function (GO): S-adenosylmethionine-dependent methyltransferase activity
Source: RefSeq, a predicted model, not a curated record
AUCCCAAUUAAUCGAUUGACAAGGGUACCGAGGUGGGAUCCAUCCAUCCAUCUCCAAAACCAGUCCUGACAUCACGAACUUUCCGGCUUCAAAAAUGCCAGGCCAUUGCCUGCCAACACCCCGAGAAUGCGGCUGAACUUGCCCCGAGCCUGUCGGCCGCAACACAUACGGUUACAGACUGCAACCCCCAGCACGCGACGGUCAUACGCGUUCCAGGCCCCGGGCGGCGCCGUCUUCAAGGUCUUCAACAGCCGCUCAAAAUGGCACCAAAAGGAGCGGGCAGCCGCCAAUCCCGAGCUCAGCCGCCAGGCCGACUACCUCAAAGAUGAGGUGGCCAUGCGAGUGUGUGAGAGGUUACUGGACAUCAAACGGCAAUUUCCCCGCGUCCUCGACCUCGGCGCCAACUCGUGCAACAUCGCCCGCGCCCUGACCCGCGAGAACCCCGACCCGGACCCAGCCACGCCAACCUCCCCGCCGCUAGCCAACAAAAUAACCUCACUAAUCGCCGCCGACUCCUCCGCCACGCUCCUGCACCGCGACGACGAGCUGCCCUUCAACCGCGAGCUCGACCUAACCCGGCAAGUCCUCGCCGACGACGAGACGCUCCCCUUCGAGCCGGCCUCCUUCGACAUGGUGCUGAGCAGCCUGUCGCUGCACUGGAUCAACGACCUCCCCGGGGUGCUGGCGCAGAUCAACAGCGUGCUCAAGCCGGACAGCCCCUUCAUCGGGGCGAUGCUGGGCGGCGACACGCUGUUCGAGCUGCGCACGUCGCUGCAGCUGGCCGAGCAGGAGCGCCGUGGCGGCAUCUCGCCCCACGUCUCGCCCCUGGCCGAUGUGCGCGAUGUUGGCGGCCUGCUGGGCCGCGCCGGGUUCCAGAUGCUGACGGUGGAUGUCGAGGAUAUUGUCGUUGACUAUCCGGAUACCUUUGCGCUGAUGCAGGACCUGCAGGCUAUGGGGGAGGGGAACGCCGUGCUGGGGCGGGAGAUGGGCGCGAUCGGGCGGGAUGUGCUGCUGGCGAAUGAGGGAAUAUAUCGGGCGUUGCAUGGGAAUCAGGAUGGGAGCCUGCCGGCGACGUUUAGAAUUAUUCACAUGAUCGGGUGGAAGGAAGGGGGGAAUCAACCGAAGCCGUUGAAGAGGGGUAGCGGGGAGGUGAAUCUGAAGGAUAUCUUGGAGGCGAAAUAGAGGGGGCCCAAGAGUCGGGCUGGCUGUAGGAGUAGUGUGAAAAACAUGUUGGUUAUCCCAUAUUACCGUUUUAAACAGGUCGUGGUCUGCCAGACAGGGAAGAUUCAGAAGUCCGGCGGGAGCCUCCUCAACAACGAAAUACCACAGGCAGGAAGACUUCCCAAGCC